Messenger RNA from Prunus avium (sweet cherry), 651 nucleotides. NCBI's taxonomy places the organism in Eukaryota, Viridiplantae, Streptophyta, Magnoliopsida, Rosales, Rosaceae. The record is from RefSeq and is a predicted model, not a curated record.
AUGGCAACCUCCAAUACCACACAUGUGAGUUUGAAACUCCUGAUCGACACAAGGGGCUGCAAAGUUUUGUUUGCCGAAGCCAGCAAGGAUGUUGUUGAUUUUCUCUUCAGUCUCCUGUCUCUGCCUGUUGCGACUGUGAUCAGGCUCCUCUCCGAAGACGGCAUGGUUGGUCGCAUGGGAAAGCUUUAUGAGAGUGUCGAAAAUCUCAAUGACACAUACUUGCAACCCAAUCUUGACAAGAACACCUUGCUGAAACCAAAGACCACAGUUGCUGCUGGUGCCAAUAUCCUUCCUUUGCUGACCAACAAUAUUAAUGUCGACUCGAAUUCUAAACAGUUCUACAUGUGUUCAUGCUGCAAUCCCCUUCAUAUUUCCGAUGUUUGUGGAACCCUUUGCCCAAAUAGAAGCGAUUACAUGUCCAUUAGGGUGACUUAUGUUUCCCCACAAGCUUCUUCUUCUACGGUGGUGGCAAAGUCCGGCUGCGAGGGAGGGUAUGUCAAGGGAGUAGUAACAUACAUGGUCAUGGAUAACUUGGAGGUGAAGCCAAUAUUGUCCACCAUUUCAAGUAUUGCUGUACUUAACCAGUUCAAUGUGAAGGAUGUUGGUGCUCUUCAAGAGAAGGUGGUUCAUCUUGGGAUGCAAGAGGUCUGA